Molecule: messenger RNA, 4953 nt
Organism: Plasmodium cynomolgi strain B
Lineage: Eukaryota; Apicomplexa; Aconoidasida; Haemosporida; Plasmodiidae
Exons: 5
Coding region: 1-4953 (1650 amino acids)
Source: RefSeq, a predicted model, not a curated record
AUGGAUCGCAAGGGGGCAGAACGUCCGGCAGGAGAAAGGGAAAAGCGCGUAGCGGAAAAGCACGUAGAGGAAGAACACCUAGAGGAAGAACACGUAGCGGAAAAACACGUAGCAGAAAAACACGUAGAGGAAGAACCCAUCAGGGAAGAACCCAUUAGGGAAGAACCCAUCGGGGAAGAGACCCCCGUCAAUAGUGACACCGCCGAUGGCGGCGACCGCGCAGGGCAGGCCCCCACCGGACGCCGGCGGCAAUGGAACGGAAGGAAAAACCGCACCAGGUCGCCAUCCGCCUGCCCAUCAGUGAACUCGUGCGACUCAGCCAAAAGCGACUACUCCUGUCGAUACCUCAACACGGACAGUUAUGGAAAAAACGUAAGCCUAUGCAUGAAGUGCCUCUUUACCUACUUCGAAUUCAACAGCGUGACGAAUGUUAUCUAUAUGAGACAUGGGGCCAGGACCCCGAAGAAAAAAAUACAAAACGUAUGGCCAUUCAAAGAAGGAAAGGGAGACCUUACAUUCUUGGGGUUCCAGCAGUCAAUAAGAAUUGGAAAAUACUUGAGGAAGUAUUACUAUAGUAUGAGGAAAUUGAAUUCGAUUUAUAAUGACUGGGGGGGGGUUUCGGGAGUGGAGAGUGGGUCCCACGAGUCGGAUGAGGAGACGAACAUGAGGGGGGGUACACCCACGAAGCAUACACUCAAGGGGCACACACUCACGAAGCACACACUGACGGAGCGUAUGGGUACACCCCAAAUGGGAAGAAAAAAAAAGAGUUUUAAGGAAAACCUGCGGAAGGAGAGGAGGCUAAAGGAAACAAUAAAAUUACGGAUGAGUAAAAAAUCCACCGCUGGUGAUCCCUGCAGAGUGUUGCAAAAGAGGGUGACGCACAAAAUGAGUUGGACUCCGUUCUGCCAGGACAGAACGGGAAAGGAACCCACCGCCAUGCAUGUCUGCACAAACCUGUGUGCAAAUUAUUGUGGGAAUAAAAAGAGGAAAAGGAGGAAAUGGAAAAAACAAAAUAAGAACGUUAUCAAUGUGGAUCAUUCCAUGAGGAACGAAGUGCCAAAUGAAGAUGCUGUACGUUGGAUCCACCCUCUCGUUGGAGGAGGCACACAAACUGGAUAUCUAAAUAAAGACGCGGUUGAUGGUGUGUGGAGGGGAAAGGACACACUCACUUCCUCCACGUGCGAAGCGAAUUGUUUGAAAAAACAUCUCGAAAAAAGGAUCGAUAUAGAGAAGCAAAAACGGAAGUACGAUAAAAUUGUGAAAAUUAUUAAUAAUUAUUUGUGUGUAAAAACGACCAGCAAGUAUGAUUUGUUGGACGGAGAUAUGAUUGGUGGAAGUGGGAUGAAGCACCUUCCAAAUAGUAACAGCAUCCUCGAAAGGAGGAAGAGCUCGCUCCCUGCACAGGUUAACUUUUUUUCGCAGCAAAAGGAUUCAUCCGUAGAUACACAUGUGACGCAAUGUGCUUCCUCCAUGGAGGGAUACACCGAUGAGGACAACACAGAAGAGUUGGAUAGAAGUGGAAAAAUGGGCGUAAAAAUGGGCGUAAAAAUGGGCAUAAAAAUGGGCGUAAAAAUGGGCAUAAAAAAGGACGUAAAAGAGGACGUAAAAGAGGACGUAAAAGAGGACCUAAAAGAGGACGUAAAAAAGGACGUAAAAGAGGACGUAAAAAUGAACGAAGCGAAGUUACUCUUCGGUGUGACCAGCUGUGGUGGGGACGUCCCAAUUGUGGAAAAGAAGCCGGAAGACGAAUCUGACAAGAAGCGUCCAAAUGACCAUGACGAACCAUCGAACAGAAGAAGCGACGCACGUACUGAGGGUGGCUGCAACUGGAAGGCGGAAAACGCGCAGAGCUAUAGUGACAGCGUGAACCCAAGUUGGGGCAUCCUUAACAGGAACCUUGGGAAGGGAACAGUUCGAAGUGGAGCAGCGCGAAAGGGAGCGGAUAAGCUCCGUCCCAGCAGUAGCCUAAUCCACAAUGUGAAAACCUUUUUCGAGUUUGUCCUAAGUGGAGAAUACAAUUCAACACUGUUUUACAACAAGAUAAUGAAGUCGAAAGGUCGGAACGAAAGGAAGUUGGAGAAGUCGUGCAUUUUUUUUAUAUUUGAGUCGUACAUGCGGUAUGUGCAGGGCGAUUGGGGCGGUUUGGGCGGUUUGGGCGAUUGGGGCGGUUUGGGAAAUUUGAACCAUUUGAACGAUUUGAACCAUUUUGCUGGUUACAACCUACUCUCCUACCUGCGCAACAUCUACAUCCUGUGUUCCGUGGUGAAUGUAGCGGAGAGAAACUCAUUCAUGUUGAAGACCCUCAAAUCGAAUAACCAAUACAUAAAGAGGUUGAAGAAUCUCAUUUUUUACAACUCAAAUGUAUACAAGCUAUUGAAUGACCAUUAUAAGGAAGAAGUGUCGAUAGUGUAUCAAAUAACCAAAUGGAAUAGCCGAACUUACCUGAACAGGUCAGAACUUCUUCUAAGUGAGCCAUGGGCCAAUAUGACACAAAGUGAUGUAGCAGAAGAUGAAUCGAAUAUAAAAAAUCGUAUCGUAAAAAUAUUAAAGAAACAUAACUCAGCUGUGUACAAAAUAAAGAAGAAAUUAAAUAAGUCAAUAAUUUUGAAAGACCUGAGGAAGCUAAACUACUACUCAGUAGGUGUCACUUCGAGGAAUACCUCUACUUGUGAACAGAGAAAGAUGAUGCAAGAAAAAAUUAGAAAAAUGAGGAAUCAAUUAUUUUUUUAUAACAAGAAGAAAAAUAUUAAAAUAAUUAAACAGUUUAUUAGUGCAUAUGAUUCGUAUGUGUAUCACAAUGUACGUCUGAUGUUGGACAUGCGGAAGGCGUACAGAAAUGUGGAGGUGGAGUGUAGCUCCUCUAGUGAGAGUGUUCUCAGAGUGGCCACUCCUGAAGUGGGAAAGAAGGAAGUCCUGAGCGGAGGGGAUAAUUGCGGGACGAGUGGAAGGGAAGGACGCACCAGAAAGGCAGUUGCAUUCCGUGACGGGGGCGAUCCACAGAGAUGGUAUCAUACUGUGCAAAGGGGAGGAGCACAAAGGGGAGGAGCACAAGAUGGGACAGAGAAGUGGCCCCACCUGGAGAGGCCAAGCGGGCUGGAUGGACGCUGUGCAGGGGAUUACUCGAAGGGAGAAGGUGCCCAUGGGCAGGGGGGAAAAAGGCCAAAGGGGGGGGCUCUUGACCUGUGUGAAGCGGCGCAUGACGACUUGUGUGAAGCGGCACAUGACGACCUGUGUGAAGCGGCGCAUGGCGACCUGUUCGAAGCGGCGCAUGAUGACCUGUUCGAAGCGGCGCAUGAUGACCCGCCUGACGACCCGCCUGAUGAUCCGCCCGAUAUCCCACCUGGUCCACCACGUGAUACCCCUCCUGACGGCCCUCCUGAUGACCCUCUCGUUAACCCCCUCGUUAACCCCCUCGCUAACCCGCGCGCGGCGAAGAGGACCGACGAGACCGCGGAGAAGAAGGAAAAAAACAAAGCGAAGAGAUUUUACAAAAAAAUUUACGAGUGCUACAAACACAUGUGUACCCUCGAGUAUAACAACAAGUACCUGUCAUGGUUGUGCAGCGGCAUGUCCUUGAUGGACGUUGUUAUUAAUUUUAUGAUAAGUGUCAGGAUCUAUGAAAAUUUCAAGAGGGAGAUGGCAAUUGGUUGCAGGGGAGGGAAGAAGAAGUUCAUCCCCAAAAUUAUAGUUUAUUUAACGCACCAGUCCUCCAUUCUGUCCUUUCAGUCGUGUGUAGGGGUUAAGAGGAGCUCCAUGAAGAUACCGCCAUUUGGUGGGUUUCUUUCGCUGGAGCUGGUGCACAUAAGAAAGAAGGGGGGGGACAGGCGCGACAGGGCGCGUGGACACGGAAAGGGGCACAAGCAUAGACAGGCGUCUUCCAAGGGGCUCAGCGAGGUGAGCACAAAGGUGCAUAAUACGGAAGUGAAUGCCAAGGGGCUCAGCGAGGUGAGUGCCAAGGCUCAUAGCGAGGUGAGUGCCAAGGUCAACGCCGCGCUACAAACGGACAGCAAAGCGAAAGGGGACCCGGCACAGCUGUGUGGUACCCACCCCCUGGGUCAACUCCCCAGAGAAGCGGCACAAGGUGAUCUCCCGCGUAGCACCGCGUUCGACGAGUCACCCGCGCGAAGACAAAGCCCACGAGUGACAAGCGAAGCGAGAAGUGCAGACCGACAUAACGUGCAAACAUUUAUUCGAGAAAAUAACACGGCGAGUAUAUUCUGUUGUAAGGAGGACUGCGUAUGGAAGGUCAAACGGGGGAAGGGCAGAAGUGGUCAGCAGGAAGCAGAUGGGUACAAAGCAGAAGGGCACCAAGCAGAUGGGCACCAAGCAGAUGGGCACCAAGCAGAUGGACAGAAGGCUGAUAAGCAGCCAGCAGACGCCGACCCCUCCGUCCGUAUCCCCACAACCCAGGGGAGGAAAAAAGGCACGUGCGAAGAUAAAUACGAGAGCUACCUACCCAAGUACUCCAACAAAAUUCAUAAUUUUAAAAAUUUAUUCAACCUCCUAUGCUACAGAGACAGCAACGUAGACAGUAACGUGGAUACUCUCAUUCAGCUGUACAAUGUGUGUCUGAGUGAUAACUGUUCGUAUGUAGGAAAUAGAGAACUGAAUGGAGGACAGGAGGGACAGUGUAGAAGGAGGAGGUACUUUUAUGGCUACUUUGUUAAGUUUACGUUUAACCAUUAUUUUCCACUUAAGCUGAAGAGGAAGAAGUGUAUAAAGAAAUGCAGGCGGGGAGGAGAAGAAACAGGACGAGCGAAUGGGGGGGCGAAUGGGACAGCAAACGGGACAGCGAACGGGGCAGCGAACGGGGAAGUGAAGAAGGGGACUCCUUCUGCCCAAGGAGAGGAGUUACAUCAAGGGAAGGAAGAACUGGAUGCAAAACUCGAAGCAGAGGAGAAGAAAAAAAAAAAAGAAUCGCUACACAAAUUGGGAAGAGAGAAAGGAUGA